Molecule: messenger RNA, 1506 nt
Organism: Pungitius pungitius (ninespine stickleback)
Lineage: Eukaryota; Metazoa; Chordata; Actinopteri; Perciformes; Gasterosteidae
Product: ADP-ribosylation factor-like protein 3
Exons: 6
Coding region: 482-1030 (182 amino acids)
Biological process (GO): cilium assembly
Cellular component (GO): microtubule cytoskeleton; cytoplasm
Molecular function (GO): GTP binding; GTPase activity
Source: RefSeq, a predicted model, not a curated record
ACAAUGCAAAUUCAGUUAUUCCUGUUCUGUUCAAGGCAAAUUGCCACCGCAAUGAGUGUUUAGUCAUUGGUGAUUAGUCCUUUGCCGAUCGAACAUUUAAGUCAAAUGCCAAAGAUUACUACUUCAAGACCAAAAUUGUUUCCCUAAUAAAUAUAAUCGACUUAGCUAAUUAUUCACGUUUUGUCUCGCGCUUGGAGCAGCACUUGUUCAUUCAAAAGUUCGACCCUCAGUGUUUUCAAGUUUUCUUAAAGUAAGUUUGUUAUUUUUGUUCAAAUCACAAAAGUCAUACAAAUAUUCAGAGGGCAUUAUUUUUGCAUGGGGCACUUUCUGAGAGACGUCGUCACGUUGUUUACGCUGACGUCGCGGUUACCCAGGCGACAGAAGUUGGCGUGUGUUUUACCGAUCAGCGGGGUUUGAAAGAUGUUAACGUUAAUCCACUUCGCCCCAGCGAUCCACAAUAGCCCCGACACCUGAAGAAAAGAUGGGCCUGCUGUCCAUACUUCGCAGGCUGAAGCAGUCUCCGGAGCGGGAGGUGCGCUUACUGUUGCUUGGCUUGGACAACUCCGGCAAGACCACUCUGCUGAAACAGCUGGCAGCAGAAGAUAUCAGCCACAUCACCCCCACACAAGGCUUUAAUAUUAAGAGUGUUCAAUCAUCGGGCUUCAAGUUGAAUGUUUGGGACAUUGGAGGUCAGCGCAAGAUCCGCCCCUACUGGAAGAAUUAUUUUGAGAACACAGAUGUACUGAUCUAUGUGAUUGACAGCUCAGACAGGAGACGGUUGGAAGAGACGAGCCUGGAGCUGUUUGAGUUGCUGGAGGAGGAAAAGCUCGCUGCUGUGCCACUGCUAAUCUUCGCCAACAAGCAGGACCUGACGACAGCCACCCCAGCGUCUGAGCUGGCAGAGUGUCUCCAUCUGCACACCAUCCGGGAUCGAAUGUGGCAAGUCCAGGCCUGCUCCGCAGCCACUGCUGAGGGAUUACAGGACGGCAUGACCUGGGUCUGCAGAAAUAUAACGUCUCGAAAGAAAUAACCCAGGAAGCAAAAGAUCCUUGAACCACUGAAGAUGCACUUUGAAUUUUACGCUGUCAUUUUAUGUCCAUACAAAAUCAUUUUUUGUACGAACCACUUUUGUCAGUCCGUCUUAGCAGUAUAAAGAGACUAUGUAGCAGUUUGGAAGACAGUAAUGUUAACCUCUUAACUCUGUUGAUGCAUAAUUUAUUAUGUAUAUACUGUGAAUAUGUAUAGUAAUCAAACUGCUUGUCCUUUUUGUAAUGUGGUACUUGGGAUGUGAUCAUUAAUACAUUUCUGUGUUCUGCGUGCCGGUGUGGUAGAUCUGUGAGUCUCUGUACUUAAAGCUAGAGGGCGGCCUUGCGCCUGUGUUGUCUGUCAAACCAAACGCCUCAUUAUUUAAUCUACUACUUGCCUUGAAAGGUGCAGCUUCCGGCGUCAUAUUUGAUUUGUUCAUUUUUUAAUUCCCCCAUCAGCGUCUCCAGUCAACACACGAUG